ACACACACACAUGCCACACACAGCACACACAGCACACACACACACAGCACUCACAGCACACACACUCAUGCACACUACAUCCUCUUCCACACCUGGGCUGCCAGUGACUACACCUGUUGACAAUGUUACCCCUCCCCCCCUCUCUCUCUCUCCUCCUCUCUCUCUCUCUCUCUCUCCUCCUCUCUCUCUCUCUUUUUCUCCUUCUCUCUAUCCCUCUCUCUCUUCAUCCACGGCCCUUUCUGACUCCACUCAGCCUAGUUCUAAACCCCGCCCAUUUGACCCCACUGUGACCCCUGACCAGAACUUUAGGGUCAUCACCUUGGUAACUCGCCAUCUUGAUGUUCCGGCCGCUGAUGUCGUCACUUCUCCUUCCACACGUGAUUCUGGAACCUUCCAAACACACACACACACACACACAAAGGCACACACACACUCCAACACACAGACACACACACAAACACACACACACACUCACCUGGGGCAUGGCUCAGAGGACACACCCACAGCGGACCACAGCCAAUCAGACGACACCAGUCAGAUGACACAAACACAAACACACACAGAAGCAGACACACACUCCAACACACAGACACACACACAAACAGAGGAAGACAAACCCUCCAACACAGAGACAAACACACACACACAAACAGAGACAGACACACGCACUAACACACACACUCAAACAGAAACAGAUAUGCACACCAACACACACACCAACACUCAGAUGGACAGUUCUCCACUGCCCACUCCCGCCUCUGUUCCCCCAGUGGACAGGACCAUGACCAGCACCCGGACCCCACACACACACACACACACACACACACCACGUCCGUCCAUUCACACACACACACCACACCCGGACACUCACACACAGACCCCCUCCACUCACACACUCUCUCUGCCCACACACACACUCUCCCCCUCCACACACACACUCUCCCCCUCCACACACACACUGUCGCCGCGACAACAGUCUGACACACACACGCCCAUGCCCCACCCCCUGGGCUCCACCGAGGCUCCUGAUUGGGCGCACCGAGGCCGUGUCUUUAUCGAGGAGGACCAACCGCCGCUGGUGAAAGAGGAGAACUUCCAGCUGCUACUGCAGGUGCUGAUGGAGGAGAAUUGUUCACGAGUGGAAGGAUCAACAGCAUGGAUGGAGCCCUUUCUGCAGAGGGUGUCAGGCUACCAGAAUCACCAUCUCAUCUGGAGCAGUGGUUGUGUUCUGCAGUCUGUCGUGGUGUUUGACACGGCUGCGGCUCUAUCUUGGAUGAGAGGGGCGGAGUCUCUUCUUCAGGAGGCGGGGCUAGCACAGGCCCUGGGGGAGGGCCUUACCGUACAGGGAGUCCACGUGAAGAACAUCACCGUCGGAGGUCUCCAGGCGAACGUGUGUGAUUGGUUGGUGGAGUGUAGGGCGGGGUUUGACUGCAUUCCUAUUGGGUGGAACUUCACCUGUCGCUCUGCCUGCCACGCCCACUUCUGCCACAAUCACGGAAUCUGCGUGCAUCACCGUGGGCAACAGCCUUCCUGCCGGUGUCCGGUUGGAGAUGAUUUCUGGUACAUGGGCCAGCGGUGUGACGUACGAAUGACUCGCCAAAGACUUGUGGGCGUGUGCUUUGCCGUAGUGGUUGCCAUAGCGAUAGCGAUGGGCCUCCUUUGCUACCUGGUGAUUCGCCGAUUCAAAACCCUCCUGAUCCAGGCCAAAGUGGACCAGACACGGAGCAGCUAUCGUAGGUUUAACCACUUUGAUGAGCUGUCGGCGCGCUAUUGGUCGCGCUCGCUGGCGGAGUCAUGUGACUCGCUGGAUAACCCCGCCUUCAGCCAAUCAGACGAGCUCCUACACCUCCGCGCUCGCCAGCGCACCUGCUGUUACCAUGACGACACACUCUCCGUCUGCUCCACCUGGCAGGGCAGUGCCAUCCAGCUCAACACCAUCUACGGUUCUCAGUAUGGAUGGGACGUGAGUAACUACAGCUUGGCGGAUGCCGUGGUGGAUUCUGGGAAGGCGAGUGACCUGUCCGUGUGCAGCUGGCCAAUCGAGCCCAUCCAGUGGACGCCCUUCCCCCUGCUACAGCAACUACACACACAGAACACGUUGAGGUCUUCUCGUCCACGCUCUUACUGUGAAGGAAUGGAGCUGGUGGAUCUGGAGAGGAGCUGGACGUCUUAACGAGGAGCAUCUUAACGAGGAGCGUCUUAACAAGGAGUGACUUAACGAGGAGAGUCUUAGCGAG
Molecule: messenger RNA, 2237 nt
Organism: Alosa sapidissima (American shad)
Lineage: Eukaryota; Metazoa; Chordata; Actinopteri; Clupeiformes; Clupeidae
Product: interphotoreceptor matrix proteoglycan 2
Exons: 9
Coding region: 11-2173 (720 amino acids)
Source: RefSeq, a predicted model, not a curated record